CUGAAGCGAACGGUUGUUCAACAAUCCGAAAAAAAACACAAACAUUCGAAAGAGAAACAGAGAAACCGAAAAAGAAGUAACAGUGCAAAAACAACAAAAGAGAAUACAAAGAAAAAGAAACAUUUUUUUUUGUUUGGUUUUGGUGCAUCUUCGGCAAAAAAAAGAACCGGUUAUUAAAUGCGCGCUGCAACUAAAACAACAAAAGUAGCCACACUUGAAACACAACAACAAAUAACAACAACAACAACAAGCAGAGCAAAGCAACGUUGCACAUUUUCUUGAGAGCAGCUCAAACUGUAAAAAAAAACAGAGUAGAGCACAAGAAGAAGAGGAGAAGGAAAAGGAAAGGAAAAGAAGCGGAAAAUUGCAAGGAGUUUUUUAAAUAUAGCAGAAGAAUCGAGGAUAAACCAUAGUUAUGGCCUUUUCGAUUGUUAGCCGCGGCAUUUUGCGCACUUCGAGGGAAAUCCUGGAACGCAACAUGGCCGCAACUGUCGGUGCUCUGCAGCAGACCGCCUCCCCGCCCCCUGCCUCAGCCCACAUGUCCAACAACCACAGCGAUUGUCAUCGCCUUUUCCUGGCCACUGGUGGUUACAUUUGUGGAAAUGGAGCACACAACACCCACUCACUGCUGUGGCAUCAAAUGCGCACCACAGUGAUCCAGGCCGUCCGUCAAUAUUCCAAGAAAUCCGCCGGAGCGGCCAAGUUGCGUCGAGAGGUGGAGAGUGAUAGCGAUUCGGAUUCGGAUGAUGAGUUCGAGCGUCGUCGCCAGAAGAUGGAUUCCAAGCGCAGUGAACGGGGCGAUUCAGCCUUUUGGCGUCGCAAAAUGCGCACCCUGCACCGCAUCCUUGAUGUCAAUCACGAUGGCGUUGUGUCUUACGAUGAUUUCAGUUUGCUAGCCAAACGAUUUAACGAUUUGGGCCAUCUAACCCCAGAGGUGGCGGCCGAAUUCAACGAUGUGAUUAAGCAUACAUGGGAGGAGCAGUUUGGUGAGAUAACCCCAUAUAAUCUGGUGACUGCCGAGCAGUUUCUCACCGAUCUGCAUCAUCGUCUCAAUGACAAGAAGAUGGCCAAGCGUAUUGGUCGCUUUUUGCCCUAUUUGUUUAAGGCUGUGGACUUUGAUCACACUGGCCAUUUGGAUCUCGAACAAUACAAGCUCUUCUUCCGCUGUCUGGGACUCACCGAAGAUGAUGCUGCCGUUUCAUUCGCUGUGAUAGAUAAGAACGGCGAUGGCCAAUUGUCGCUCAAGGAGUUUGUACAUUUGGGCCGUCAAUUUUUCCUCACUGAGGACGACACAAAGAUAUCGAAGAUGUUCUGGGGACCGCUGGUGGCCGAUCAUUGACGUGUUGCAGUCACUGCUGUAGAUCAUCAUCAUCAUCAUAAACCAACAACAUCAUCACUAUCAUCACAAUUCAAUUUGAAAGAAGACAAAGAAGCAAAUGAAGGAGAUCAAAGAGAAGGAUGCAAUAAACAUACCAUCAUCAAUAAUGAGCCAAUGCUAAAUACACUGAAAACGACAACGAGGCAAUGGCCCAAAGGCAACUCGUUGCCAAAACGCGUGCAGACGGCAUGCGGCAAUUGGCCCAAUCUACAGCAUGUGGCGCCGCAUAAAAUGGGAUUAAUGAAUUCCAGCACCACCCCAAUAAAAAACAACACCAUUAUCACCAGCACGAUCGUUACCAGGAACAUGAGCAUUUACGACUAUUUACGGCAACAUUUAAGCUCCGCCAAACGUCGUCGUUCCAGCCAGGACCUUUACUCUUACUCAUCCUUGCCAGCGGCCAAGUUGCGUAAGCAUAACUAUAGCAACUAUCGUUGGGAGCGAGAGAGGGAGCGGCAGGAGGAACGUGAACGUAGGAAUGGCAGGACUAAUAAUGCAUCCAUGGAUAAUUACGAUAUAAGAUUCUUUUUCUACCUUAAUUCGCUAAUAUUAUUCACCAUGUCGUGCAGCCGGCAAUAUGACGGCGAUGACCUUAAGCACUUUAUAUGCGAACGGAUCCGGAAAUUCGAUCGGUUGCGACGGAAGGCGCGUAAGCGACGUAAGCGUAGAUCCAAGCAGCUGCAGCUGUAAACUACGUAACUCUAUAUGUCCAACCCAGCUUAACUACAUUAUACUAUAUAAACCUAUUACAUUUUUUUUUAUGUGUCGCCUAGUUAGGAGUUAUGUUUAACUGAAAUAUUAUACAACCAAUAAACAGCAAGCAUGAUAUAACAA
Messenger RNA from Drosophila serrata, 2212 nucleotides. RefSeq names its product sarcoplasmic calcium-binding protein (gene CBP). NCBI's taxonomy places the organism in Eukaryota, Metazoa, Arthropoda, Insecta, Diptera, Drosophilidae. Gene Ontology annotation, molecular function: calcium ion binding. The record is from RefSeq and is a predicted model, not a curated record.